AUGUCACACGCGGUAGAAGAGCAACUCUCUCUCUUUCGCUACCUCAUCCAAACCAGAAGUUUCGGCGAAUCCACACUCCGAUUUCUGGACUCGCUUUUGGUCUCCAAAGAUGUGAAAUCACUGAUCGAAAUUCGAUCCAGCUUGAAGCAACUCCUCAAAUCUGAAUCGAUGUCCAUUAUGCAUUCAAUCGCCGCAGAAUCCGUCCACGAUAAGCUUCUCGUUCUCGAUUUCUUCGUCCACGCUUUCGCUCUUGUUGGAGAUCUAGAGAGUUGUUUGGCUUUGAGAUACGAGGCUUUAGUUAUGCGAGAACUCAAAUCUGCUAGUUUACAAUUUCUUCAAGUUUCGCCGGUAGAAUGGUUAAGUUUCGUGGAGGACGCUGUGCACAACGGUUUUCACUCCGUUGCAGUGAAGGCAUGUGAAAAUGCAUUGUGGUGCAUUGGAAAUAACGAUGUUCAAAAGCUUGGAAGAGACAUGCUUCCUGAAAAUUUGAAGGCUACUACUAUCAGCGAAAUUACUAGGCUCAGGAACUUUGCACUGACAUCAGUUUCUUCACGUUCUGUUCAGGUGCAAGCAACAGAGUACCUAGAAAGGAAAACAAGAGAGCAGCAAAAGUUGGACUUACCCUUCAAAGAAAAACAAUGUCUAGCAAGCACUUCUUUCAGAAAUGGAAUUAAAAGAAAAAAUAUGCGGAAGUUACAUGAACGACAACAAAGCCUUCCGCAGGUGAAUGGUGUACCGCCUGAACAGAAUUUGCGGUAA
Lathyrus sativus (Indian pea) is the source of this 759-nucleotide messenger RNA. Lineage: Eukaryota; Viridiplantae; Streptophyta; Magnoliopsida; Fabales; Fabaceae. The record is from the annotation of a GenBank genome assembly.